Messenger RNA from Amborella trichopoda, 2870 nucleotides. Its product is annotated as pentatricopeptide repeat-containing protein At2g33680. Gene Ontology annotation, biological process: RNA modification. The record is from RefSeq and is a predicted model, not a curated record. NCBI's taxonomy places the organism in Eukaryota, Viridiplantae, Streptophyta, Magnoliopsida, Amborellales, Amborellaceae. Gene Ontology annotation, molecular function: protein binding; RNA binding.
UGUAGUUCGUUAGAGAGAAAAUUUUGCAGAAGAUUAUCAGACCAUACCAGACUUUACAAAGCUUAGAAGGUCUCUCCCUCUGCACUCCUUAAAAACCAGAAAAAUAAUUAUGGGUAACCCAUAUCGUUUCUCUUCUAGUACGAAACAAUGAAGAACAGGGAACGUAUAUAAUGAUAUUUUCAGUCAAAUGCAAGAAUCUCAUAACCAGAACAGAGCUUCAUUGCCUAGCCUGGAGUAGGACUCUCUUUUCUCUUCCUCGUAGCCAUGUAAAAUCCGAAAACCUCGCACCCAAUUUCAGUAAUGGCGACUCUGAUAAUCUCAGCAAAUCCAUCUUCAAUCUUUGCUCGAGUGGUCAGCUCAAAGAAGCUAUAGAGACCCUCUUUUCCCACUCCCAAACCCAAACCAAAGCUCCAUUAACCCACAAUGCUUACUCUCGCCUCUUAUCCGAAUCUAUUCGCUCAAAAUCAUUGGAAUAUGGAUCGAUGGUUCACACCCACAUGGCCCAAACUGGAUUUGUUCCUGAUAUAUUCAUACAAAACAACCUCAUCAACAUGUAUGUCAAAUGUGGUUCUAUCCAUGGUGCGAUUAAGGUGUUUGACGAGAUGCCUCAUAGCGAUGUCAUCUCAUGGAGCACCAUGAUCAUGGGUUAUGCUCGAUGUAGCAGAGAAAAGGAUGCAUUCAUGUGCUUUAGAGAUAUGGUUUCGAAGGGGUUCAUGCCCAAUCAGUUCACUUACACGGCAGCUCUUCGAGCCUGUGCUCUUGGGUCUAUGGUCAGGGAGGGCAUGGAGGUCCAUGCAUCCAUUGUUAAGUCGUUGUUGCUCCCUGAUACAUGUAUAGAGAGUGGGUUGAUCGCCAUGUAUGUGAAAUUCAAAAGGAAAGAGUGUGCGUAUAAAAUUUUCAAUAAGAUGCAUGAGAGAGAUGUGGUUUCAUGGAAUACCAUCAUGGCUGCAUGUAUGGGUGAAUGCAUUGAGGAAUCGGGUUUGUUUAAAUCAAUGCUUCGUGAUGGCUUCAUGCCCAAUGAUGUCACAUUCAUGAACCUCCUUGGUUCAUGUUCAUCUCUAUCAAUGGGUAUGCAGAUUCAUGCUCAUGCCAUAAAGCAUGGACAUGGGCUGAAUUCAUAUGUUCGGAAUUCACUUAUCAACUUUUAUUCAAAGGUGGGAAAGUUGGGUCUUGCUCGUCGAGUGUUUGAAAGCAUAAAGGAGCGUAAUGAAGUCGUCUGGACAGAAAUGGUUGGGAAGUAUGUGUCAAUGGGUCACUCCUCAGAGGCCCUCAGUCUUUUCUCUCUCAUGCUUAGAGAGAGAAUCAACCCCGAUUAUAUCUUGAUCUCAACAAUUCUGAGUUCUUGCAAUUCUCCAAAAAGCCUAGAAGCAGGUACCCAAAUCCAUUGCUUCGCCAUUAAGAGUGGGUUCAGUUCAGUUACAUUUGUUGCCAAUGCACUAAUGACUAUGUAUGCAAAGUGUGAGCGCUUAAGUGAAGCUGAUUUGAUAUUCUGUGUGAUUGAUGAGCCUGAUGGGGUGUCGUGGAAUGCUAUAAUCACCGGGCAUUUGCAUGCUGAGAACCACCAUGAGGUUACGGCCUUGUUCUCUCAAAUGCAUCGAGUGGGCUUAUGGGUCAACCACAUUACCCUAACUGGUGCCUUGUGUGCAUGUGGUAAUAUAGAUGACCCAAAACUAGGCCAACAUGUCCAUACACUCGUGAUGAAACUGGGUUAUGAGCAAAAUCCAUUUGUGGGCAAUGCAUUGGUCACCAUGUAUGCACUACAUGGUUGCUUAGAAUCUGCUGAGACAGUCUUUGCCUCUCUCACUCACAGGGACAUCGUCUCGUGGAAUUCUAUGAUCAAUGGCUACGGAGAGAAUGGGCUCUCAGAGGAUUCUCUCAUGCUUUUCCGAGAAAUGCUUAGAGAUGGUUUAGCUCCUAACCAUAUCACGUUUAUCGGUGUUUUGAGUGCUUCAGCCUCUGUGGCAUCUCUAGACCAAGGAAAUCAGAUAGCUGCAUGCAUUACCAAGUUGGGCUUCAAACCGAAUGUCCCAAUACAAAAUUCUCUUAUCAAUAUGUAUGCAAAAUGUGGAAGAAUAGACUAUGCGGUCAAGGCUUUCGAAGAGAUUGAGGAUCCUGAUAUAGUCUCCUGGAAUUCUCUUAUAACAAGGUAUGCACACCAUGGUUUAGGUGAGGGGGCAGUUCGUGCUUUUGAGCGAAUGCAAGCCACUGGUGUUAAGCUCGAUUCAGUAACCUUCAUUGGGGUGCUUUCGGCUUGUAGCCAUGGAGGCUUGCUAAGUGAGGGAUUCCAUUACUUUGAGGCCAUGAGUAAAGUUCAUGGCGUGGAACCAAGACUGGAGCAUUAUGCUUGUAUGGUUGAUCUUCUUGGGCGACUUGGGUAUCUUGAGGAAGCAAUGGAAUUGAUCAGAGCAAUGCCAAUUUCACCCUCAGGGUUGAUUUGGAGAACGCUUUUGGGGGCUUGUCGAAACUAUGGGAAUACUAAGGUUGGGACGGUGGCCGCAAAGGAAUUACUUGAAUUAGAGCCCGAAGAUGCAGCUGGGUAUGCUUUGUUAUCGAAUAUUUAUGCACAGGAGGGGAAGUGGGAGGAAAUGGGUAGAGUGAGGAAGGCUAUGAGAGAGAGAAGUGUGAGAAAGGAAGUGGGUUGCAGUUGGAUUGAGGUGAAAGGGAGUGUCCAUGUAUUCCAGAUGGAGGAUAGGUUUCACCCUGAGUCAGAACAGAUAUAUGCAGUUUUGGAGGAGCUUUUGCAUCAGAAAGAGGUGGGCUGUGUUGAAUAAUUUGGCCUUUGUUUUCCGUGAUUUUGACGAGAAAUAUAAAGAUGGCUUUUUUUUUAUUCCAUCAAACCAUUGAAUUGAGAACUUUUGUGAAAUAAUUGA